Messenger RNA from Sugiyamaella lignohabitans, 258 nucleotides. RefSeq lists its product as uncharacterized. Gene Ontology annotation, biological process: tRNA wobble uridine modification. Gene Ontology annotation, cellular component: cytoplasm; nucleus. The transcript has a single exon. Gene Ontology annotation, molecular function: tRNA binding. NCBI's taxonomy places the organism in Eukaryota, Fungi, Ascomycota, Dipodascomycetes, Dipodascales, Trichomonascaceae. The record is from RefSeq and is a predicted model, not a curated record. The coding region runs from base 1 to 258 and encodes 85 amino acids.
AUGGAUCAGGAUGUUAUGGUUCCCUGGGUGUUACAAAAUAAAGUGAACAAGAAGAAGAAUCAGUUGAAAGAAGCGGCUGCCGAGCCAGAAACUGCGCCAGAGCCACCCAAGCCAGAAGAGCCACCAGUAGUCUGGAACCGGUACUACCAUUUAUAUAAACAAGGGGAGUUAGAAGAGGACGUAGUCACAGCGAAGGGUCGAGUUGUAGAAUCUGGUUAUGAACGGGAUAACUGGUGGGCCAUUAUCAGCAAGGAAUAG